Molecule: messenger RNA, 1864 nt
Organism: Sander lucioperca (pikeperch)
Lineage: Eukaryota; Metazoa; Chordata; Actinopteri; Perciformes; Percidae
Gene: cep70
Product: centrosomal protein 70
Exons: 15
Coding region: 173-1732 (519 amino acids)
Biological process (GO): cilium assembly; regulation of microtubule cytoskeleton organization
Cellular component (GO): centrosome
Molecular function (GO): gamma-tubulin binding
Source: RefSeq, a predicted model, not a curated record
AAUAAACCAAAAUCUAGCUGUCAUUGAUGUUCGUUAGAAUAGAGCGUGAUAAUGAAUGCUGUUUUUAGGUAAUAAAAGGCUCGCUUGGCUAGUUACUUGUGUGCCGAAUUUACCAGAAUAACCUCAAGAUUCCUAAAUAGUUUUUUCCCCCUAAUUUGGAGUGUGUGAAACCAUGGAACAGGAACAGCAGGUAGAAUGGGACGACGUGAAUAAACUUCUGCAGCAUCACGGUUUUAAGCCCGUGUACUUUGCAGAUCCCGUAGAGAACAAGAAUCUUUCAGAUCUGAUUUUGCUGGACCGGAAGUCGGCCGGCGAGAUCAGGAGGACUCUAAAGACGAUGCUCACAGACUCGGAGAGAAGACAGGCUCUGAUCCAGGAGCUCGUCAAGUCCAACAACCAACUCAAAGAGGAGGCUCAUGAGCACACUCUUGGAGCAGCUCAGCAGCGUGAGCGGUCCGCUGAGCUGGAGGCGCUGCUGGCCGUGGUGAGGACCAGAGUCCAGGACCUGGAGGACCGCUGCCUCGCCAAGGCUGUCCAACAGCACAGCCACACGCAACAACUGCAGCGGGAAAACCAGGAGGCACAGGAACGGUGUCAGGUCCUGGAGCGGAAGCUGUCCGAACAGAGGGAGGAAGUCGUUCAGCUUCAGAGGAAACUGUAUUUCACCGUCAAAGAAGAAGAGCAACGAUUGGCUCGCCAGAGUCGCGCUCUCCAGCACGUCUGCAACGAAGCGAGCCGGCAGAACUCCCCAGCAGAGCAGCGAUCUGUCAACGGAGAACCAGGAGGACCUCGCAUGACUCAUCAGACAAAAAUCAAGAAUGUUACUCCAUCUCUCAGAGCCAUCCUCAAGGCAUCCCAGGAACAGCAGAAGGGAAGCGCUGCUCAAAUAGAAGAGCUUGAGAGGGAGGUGGAGCGCCUGAAGCUCGAGCUGGAGACGAGAUUGCCUAAAGAAGACAACACGACUGAGAGCAGUGAGGACAUCGGUUUGUGUGCCCACUAUCGCCAUCUGUUGGAUGAGAUCAGUGCCGUUGUGAACAAUCCCAACGCUCCAUUACGCCUGCACCGACAGAAACCUUCCUCUGUUGGUUUGGAGCUGGCUGAGUUUCAGACUCUGCUCCCCACGCUGGAGGACUGGGCCCAGCAGCUCCACCUCCUGAAGGAUCUGCAAAGGGGUUUGUGUAAACUGAAAGGCAGACUGAUGCCCUGGCAGCCUCCUGACGGUGGCCAUAAUGCUGUAGAAGCAUUGAAGGUGGAGGACAUGAUGUUGCUGGUGGACACCAUGCUGGAAAACACCUUGUCUGGUGAGGAGAAGGUGCUUCGGAGUCCCACUCGCUACACUCUGGGCUCCAUGGUGUCUCACUUCCAGAAGCUGUUUGACGUCCGCUCCCUCAGCGGAGUGUUCCCACGAAUGAACGAGGUCUACACCCGGCUGGCAGAGAUGACCAACACCAUGAGGAACCUGCGAGAUGUCCUGCAGCUAGACUGCAGGGUUCCUCCGGCCGAGCUGGUGGACCACGUAUCCAGGCUGGUUUCCUCCACUGAACACGCCGCCGGACUCCAUCGGCUGCUGGGAGAGGCGGAUGUCGACAGGAUCCUGGUCAAAGUGAAGCAACACCACGAGUUCUUCCCUGCUUUCCAUGCCCUCAUCACGGACAUUUUACACACUCUGGGAGUGAAUCACCUGGACGCCAUCAUUCCUGCUCUGCAGUCUUUGAAACAAACGGCCCAGUGAUGGCACGUUGGUUCUACUGAACUCAGAGCUCCGUUUUUAUUCGACGUGAGGACUUUUGUUUGGAAUAAAAAGUCAACAUUUGGUGAAUGAGUCACAGUGACUUUAGUCUUAAUAAAUAAAUGAAUAAACAAA